Ricinus communis (castor bean) is the source of this 3965-nucleotide messenger RNA. RefSeq names its product pentatricopeptide repeat-containing protein At5g27110. The transcript has 2 exons. Gene Ontology annotation, biological process: RNA modification. Gene Ontology annotation, molecular function: RNA binding; protein binding. The coding region runs from base 841 to 3099 and encodes 752 amino acids. Lineage: Eukaryota; Viridiplantae; Streptophyta; Magnoliopsida; Malpighiales; Euphorbiaceae. The record is from RefSeq and is a predicted model, not a curated record.
GGAGCUUUAACCUCCGCCAGUCGAUCUCCAUUUUGCAUAUAUGGAGGAAUUGAACACUGGAGACACUUUUGUCCAUUCUAGUGACAGAGAGAGCACAGAACUAGAAUUCUAACCUUGUGUCACUGCCUAUGGAGCAAGGGACGGUCUUAGAUAGAUAGUUUCUGUGAUCCGUACGACUCUCAAGAAAAAAACAGUAAUGAAGGUGUGCAAAGGUUUCCUCAAGCCUGACGAAGUAUAAAGAUAGAAAAGGUCUUGACUGCAAGACCCACCCAUUAAACAUAGAUAAUAGUUGGCCUUAAUGAUUCGAAAGUACCGAAUAGAAGGUUCAUCAUACAACGAAUAUUAAAAAUUACUCUAGGAAUAAUAGAUUGAUCUUUUUAAGAAGCUCACAUGAAUAGAAAGGUUUGACCCACAACCAAAUCAAUAUGUGAGCCGAAUCGAGCUGUUCUGUCAAAAUUGAAACUUGAACUAAUUAAUGGUUCUAUAGUUUACAAUCUGUCUGGAAUCUACAAUUAAAAGGUCUGAAAAUUAAAUUCAAGACUGGCAAGGAGAAACAAUUUAGAUACUGCUCCUUCUAAUCAAAAUUCCCAUAUUUUGCUGCUCCCUGUAACCACAACAUCAGAAAAUGAAAAAAUGCCGGUUCCUAAUCGAACCGGAAAAAGACCAGCCUGGGGUCACCUCUAGGUUCUAGCAUUAGUUCUUUGUACAAAUCUGGCAAAGACGGGGCUGGCCUUUCUAUUGGAUAUAGUGAUUUUCUGUGUUUGGUAGUAUAGAAAAUAAAAUGUUCUUGAGUUAAGAUAUCAUAAGCAAGUUUCUUGAGUUAAGAUAUCGUAAGCAAUAAUGACUACCUUUUUUCCCGCCACAUUGCUUCCUUGUAUUUCGAAACCUCAAUUUUCAUUUCCUCAGUUGGAAAUAAAAACACCCAAUUCCAUCUUCACUUGCUCCUCUUCUAAACCGGUACAUAACAACAACAAUCUACAAAACCCAAAACCAAAUGUAACCCGUUACUCUACCAUAUCAAACGAAGACACCCUUCUCUUCAAUGACUGGCCUGAGCUCAUAAAAAUCUCAAUUGGCUCCAGAGAUUUCUUGCUGGGUCAAGCAGUUCAUUCCUAUUUGGUGAAGGCAGGUUCUCAAGAUGAUACAUUUAAAGGCAAUAAUGUUCUUAAUCUUUAUGUAAAAUUCAAUAGAUUAGAUUUGGCACAGAAGGUGUUCGAUCGAAUGCGUACUAGAAACACUAUUACUUGGACUUCACUCAUAAAGGGGUACUUAGAGGAUAAUGAUUUUCAAUCUGCGUUUAGUUUUGCGGGUGAUAUGCAUAAAUUUGGAGAGAACUUCAAUGAGCAUACUUGCACUGUGAUUUUACAAGCAUGUAGCUCGCCGGAUGAUCGAAUAUUGGGGGAGCAGAUUCAUUGUUUUGUUAUAAAAUCUGGGUUUGAUGAAAAUGUUUUUGUCGGUACUUCUUUGAUCGCUAUGUAUACAAAAAGUGGAUUCUUCGAUGUUGCCGAGAAAGUGUUUGAUAGCAUGGGUUUUAAAGAUAUUAGGUGUUUAAAUUUCAUGAUUUUGGAAUAUGGGAGGGCUGGAAAUGGAGGGAAGGCUAUUGAGGUUUUCAAAAACCUGCUAAAUGAUGGUUUUGAGCCAACUGAUUAUACAUUCACUAACAUAAUCAGCACAUGCAAUGGAGAUUUAGGUGUAGAGGAAGGUAAGCAAUUACAGGGGCUUGCUUUUAAGUAUGGUUUUCUGAGCGAAACUUCAGUUGGAAAUGCAAUUAUUACUAUGUAUGGGAACAGUGGAAUGCCUAAGGAGGCUGAGAGAAUGUUUUCUUCAAUGAGCGAGAAGAAUUUGAUUUCAUGGACUGCACUUAUAUCAGGCUACAGUAGAAGUGGCUAUGGCAAAAAAGCUGUUGAUGCAUUCUUGGGAUUGCAUGACGAGCUCGGUAUCAACUUUGACUCUACUUUGUUAACUGCCAUUCUUGAUUGCUGCUCAGACUGCAACAAUUUGGAACUGGGACUUCAAAUCCAUGGAUUUGUGAUGAAGCUUGGUUGUGCAUGUGAUGUUAAUGUCGCUACUGCUUUAGUAGAUUUAUAUGCCAAAUGUGAGAAGCUGCAGUCUGCAAGAAUAGUUUUUGAUCAUCUUUCAAAUAAGGGUAUUGCUUCUUUCAAUGCCAUUCUGGCAGGAUUUUUAGAAAGCAGUGGAGAUGAAGAGGAUCCCAUGAUUUUGUUUAAUCAGCUGAGAUUAGCCGGUGUUAAACCAGAUAUGGUGACCUUUUCAAGACUCCUUAGUUUAUUGGCUAAUCAAGCUUCAUUAGAAAAAGGGAGAAGUUUUCAUGCUUACACUGUUAAGACAGGAUUUGAUACUAAUAUCUCUGUAGCUAAUUCUGUGAUUAGUAUGUAUGCUAAAUGUGGAAGCAUUGAAGAUGCUCAUCAAAUGUUCAACAUUAUGAAUUGUCGUGAUUCUAUAUCUUGGAAUGCCUUGAUAUCUGCUUAUGCUCUUCAUGGUCAAGCCCAAAAGUCCCUGUUUCUAUUUGAAGAAAUGAAGAGAAAAGGAUUUGAUCCAGAUGAGUUCACAAUAUUAGCUAUUCUGCAAGCAUGCACUUAUUCUGGUCUAUGGAAAGAUGGAAUAUGCUUAUUCAAUUUAAUGGAACCAAAAUAUGGUAUUAAGCCAUUACUAGAGCACUAUGCUUGUAUGGCUGAUCUUUUGGGUCGCGCUGGCUACUUGUCUGAGGCAAUGGAUAUAAUUAAGAGGAGCCCUUUUCCAAAGUCAACCCUGCUUUGGAGAACUUUGGUUAACGUGUGUAAGUUACAUGGCAAUUUAAAUUUUGGCAAGUUGGCUUCAAAACAUUUGCUUGAUUUGUCACCUGUUGAGGCUGGAUCUUACAUACUUGUUUCAAAUAUGUACGCAAGUGAAAAAAUGUCAGAUGAGGCAGCAAAGGUUCGAAAAGUUAUGAAUGACUUGAAGUUUAGGAAAGAAGCAGGCAGUAGCUGGAUUGAGAUAGAUAAUAAGGUGCACCAUUUUGUGGCAAGUGAUAAGGAUCAUCCAGAAAGUAGAGAAAUUUAUACGAGAUUGGAGCUAUUAACAGAUGAGAUGAAAUGGAGCUGAAAUAGAGCUGAUCUUCAUCUAAUUCAGGAACUUGUAUAUUUACAAGAGAGAUAUAUCUGUGCUGCAAAGUUCUUGCAUUUCAUAGGCAAGCAGCUGUUUGGUUUGGCAUUUGCUCUUCAAGGACCCUGAAAAAAUGCAGUGAUGACUUGUGGGCAACUGCUCAAGUUAUAGACAACGACAAAUGAAGGAAUUUUCUCAAUGAUUUCUAUUGAAGAUAGCAUAAAUUAAGGAGCUACACUGCCCAAUACUGUCUUACUUAUGUGCAUUAUUAGUCACUGGGAGAUAGUGAGCAGGUACCGAGAAUUCAAAUUGGUAAAUGUCAAUUAAAGAAAAUCCCGAUCCGACCUUUUUCUUCCAUAUCAGGAGACAAUGAGGUCACAAAUCACGGUUGUGUUAAAUACUGGUAACAUGUGUUUCACUGUUUAUAACUUUAUUGGUCUUUGUAAUUUUGUUACUGAAGGUGACAUUUGCAUAUGGAAGUGCUUUCAUGCUUGUAAAGUUUUCCCAAGGACGAUCUCAGAGAUUUAUUUAUGUUCCACUGAAGCUUAGCAGAUGUCCAAGUCUAACUAUGCCUAUAACCGACUCCAAUACUCAUUUAACAGUACAUUGUCUGAAAACAGAGCUACAGAACAAUACUUUGAAUAACAAGUGAAAGAAUAUUCAGUGAGCCACCAGGGGAAGCUCAGGUGAACUGCGCCGGUGCCAGUUGUUACUGUUUGAGUUGCUUGCUAGGAUAGUGUCUUUUCGGAAUUUGCUUGUUUAGUGGUUGGACUCUAUCAAAUGGGAUUUUCUGGUGAAAAAGAAAAUAUAUAUCAGAUUUGUGAAGCUACCUAGUUUUCAUUUGAUACUGGAUCUUCAUUUCUCUC